CUUUGCUGAAAUUGUCAGUUGGGGCGUGAACAAUGUGUGUGCUUGCCCUGAAGCUUGAGAUUCCGGAGAUGGGUCAUGGUAGUAGAGCAUGAAACCAGGCAGUGGAUUCUACUCUGUCAGUGUGUGUGUGUGUGUGUGUGUGCCGAAGCUGCAUCGGCACCGACAUCGAGAAUCGCGACAUUUUCUAAUUUCGAAAGCAGUGGUGUAACCAUAGGGGGCUGUGGGUAGGGAGGCAGCGAAGGGAGCUUAUGUGGUUUGGAAAGAGAGAGGGUGGAGAUUGUUGGUAGUAAUGGAGUGCUCGAGGGGGUGGGCAUUGGUGUUGCCCUCGUUUUUGGUGCUUUUGUUCGCGAGCUUUGUCGGAGCUGCUGAUGAGGCGAAACGGAUUCCGACCACAUUGGAAGGGCCCUUCAAGCCGUACACGAAGAAAUUCGAUACCAAUUUGCGCACUGGGAGCGAUGAUUUGCCCCUAUAUGACCCACGAAUUGUGAAGCGCGUCCCCGCUAUUUACCCAGAGCAGAUAUUUCUCGCUCUGUCAACACCUGAUGCUAUGUGGGUGUCUUGGGUCUCUGGGGAUUGGCAAAUGGGUCCGAAAGUUACGCCCUUGGACCCGACCAGUGUUAAGAGUGUUGUGCAGUAUGGUACUGCGUCUGAAAAGUAUACAAUGUCCGCAAGUGGAAUCUCUGAGGUUUACAGUCAGCUCUACCCCUUCGACAAUGUGCUCAAUUAUACAUCGGGCAUUAUUCACCACGUCCGCAUCACCGGACUUAAACCAAACACAAAAUACUACUAUAAGUGUGGGGAUCCGACAUUAUCUGCCAUGAGCGGUGAACAUUCAUUCACAACUUUGCCAGCAACUGGACCUGCCAAUUAUCCAAAGCGCAUUGCUAUCAUCGGAGAUCUUGGACUAACGUAUAAUUCCACUUCAACUGUUGAUCACGUAGCCGAGAACAAUCCAGAUCUUAUUCUAAUGGUGGGCGACAUGUCAUAUGCAAACUUGUACAUUACUAAUGGAACUGGCUCGAGUAGUUAUGGCCAAGCUUUUGGGAAAGAUACUCCUAUACAUGAGACCUACCAACCUCGCUGGGACAUGUGGCAGAGACUGGUUGAGCCGUUAGCAUCGAGGGUGCCUUUUAUGGUCAUAGAAGGCAAUCAUGAGGUCGAAUCACAAAUCAACGGCGAAAGCUUUGUGGCAUACAAGGCCAGGUUUGCGGUUCCUCAAUCAGAGAGUAAAUCGGGUACCAACAUGUACUACUCUUUCAACGCAGGUGGCAUCCAUUUUGUCAUGAUUGGAUCCUACGCAGAUUACAAUAAGUCCAGCGAGCAAUACCGUUGGCUACAGGAAGAUCUUGCAAAUGUCGAUCGGACUGUUACUCCAUGGAUCAUUGCAACCACACACGCUCCGUGGUAUAAUAGCUACCGCGCUCAUUAUCGAGAAGUAGAAUGUUUUCGACAAUCGAUGGAGGAUCUUUUGUACAAAUACGGCGUUGACGUCAUGUUCCAUGGCCAUGUGCAUGCUUAUGAACGAAUCAAUCGAGUUUACGAUUACAAGUACGACCCUUGUGCUCCAGUGUAUAUCACAGUCGGCGAUGGUGGCAACGGUGAAAAAUUGGAAUUAAUCCAUGCAGAUGACGAUGGUGCAUGUCCUGAUCCGUUGACGACCCCAGACAAGGGUUUUUCGUAUCUCAGUGGCUACUGUGGCUUUAAUUUCACCAACGGCAAGUUUUGCUGGGACAAGCAACCCGUCUGGAGUGCCUGGCGUGACAGCAGCUUCGGUCAUGGCAUCAUAGAGGUGGUGAACAGCACGCACCUGCUUUGGACUUGGCAUCGAAACCAAGACGAAUAUGACGAGAUUGUUGGUGAUCAAAUUUAUAUAGUACGCCAACCUCACGUUUGCAGUAACCAGAACAACCUGUUGCGGAGAAACAAGUCUGUUCGUUUCUUCAGGGGCAGUGAUUCAAGAUAAAUAUGCAGAGCUUUUAUUAGCUUUAAGUAAAUUUUAUGUUUUUGGAGUUGCAAAGUCAUGGGUUGGUUUUUAGCAUCAAUGCUUAUGUGCAUUAUUCAUUUAUACGUAUUUGUGUUGCAAAUUUUAGGAGUUUAAUAUAUUAAUGGUGUACAACCCCCGAUCAUGUUUUAAUUAUUACUGUCAUCGUCUAGCUUAGAAAUAAGUUGUUAGUCCUUCAACCCCACCUUUUACUCAAAUGCAAAACUUUAUGACAAAACAUGAGAAAUCUUUUGAAGUUUAAUGUGUACCCAGUUUGAAACAUUCACAUCUA
This is a messenger RNA of Physcomitrium patens, 2273 nucleotides long. Its product is annotated as purple acid phosphatase 15. Lineage: Eukaryota; Viridiplantae; Streptophyta; Bryopsida; Funariales; Funariaceae. The record is from RefSeq and is a predicted model, not a curated record. Gene Ontology annotation, molecular function: metal ion binding; acid phosphatase activity.